CCCAAGGAAACGGACGCCGUCUAUUCCUCUCUCCCGUCCUUCUCUUCCAGUCGGUCUUCCCCACCCGUCCUCCAGCUCGAAGGAAAGGCCGGAGAACCCUAACCGAGGGCGAGCGCCGCCGCCACCGUGGUCGAGGGUCAGGCAGGCGAGGGUGGGCGCAGGCGGGCCGCAGGCCGUAGGCGCGCAGGUUUUCUUGGCGACGAGCGCAGGCCCGGGCGCAGCCAGGCGGCCUCGGCGGCGCGCAGGCGAGCAGGCGGCCUUGGCCUCGUUUGCAGGCGGGCUAGGCGGAUGGAGGACGACGACGGAAGGGUUGCACUGUUCGCGCUAGAAAUAAAAGUGGAAGGAUUCUGUAGCAUAGACUCUGUUGGUAGAAAAGCUUACACAAAAGGUCGUGUGCUUAAGUGGGAUGUGGAGUUAGGCUUGUUUUCCUUUGAGCAGUUGAUGACCAGAUUGAACAAUGCUGUCAACUGGUCUCCUAGCCAGUAUGCUGUGCUUUGGUUUCCUGACAAAAGGUUGUCUAAAGAUGUCAGACUAGAAAACCAGCUUAAGAUGGAUGAAAUGUUUGACAUGUAUAAGGAUCAGAUGAAAUGCCAAAUUAUCGUAGGAGUGUUUGACAAUAGUGUUUCCCAUGUUGAUGAAUUUGAUGAAUUUGAUGAUCUUGAGCCUUUAAGCUUCCUUUCUCCUGAGAUGUGCAAUGGCAGCCUACAACUUAGCAAUUUGAUCCCAAAUCCAGCUGUUCAUAGUGCUAACCAGCCAUCUAGCAGUAACCCAAAUGUUCCCUUGGAGGCUGAAGUUCUGCCUCAACUUGAGCCUGACAGGGAGCCUGACAUGUUUGACAAUACUGAAGAGUAUGUUGGCUAUGAUGAUGAGGCAAUGUACAUGACAUUAUCUCCUACACAGCCAUCUAGCAGUGCAGCACCAUCUAGCAAUCCACCUCCAUCUCAUGUUCAUGUUUAUGAAAAUGCUGAUGCUAUUCUUGAUGAGACAGAGGUCACUGAUGCCGACCCUGAAGAGAUCCAUGUUAUCCAUGAUCCAGAGAACCCCAAGAUUGUGAAGGGAGAAUUGUUUCCUGAUAUUGUAUCAUUCAGGAAAUCUAUUAGGCACCAUGCUGUGAAGAAAGGGUUUGUGUUGACGGGUAUAAAAACAGACAAAACAAGGUUUCUUGCAAAGUGCAAAGCAGAUGGCUGUCCUUGGCGCAUACAUGCAUCCAGAUUAUAUGAUAACAAGACAAUACAGUGGAUCAUCAAGCUGAUAAGUGUCCAAGUACAAAAUUUACAGAAAAUAAGAUGGCCUCUCAGGACUGGUGUGCAGAUAGGUUAUCAGAUUGGUUGAAGAAGAACCCAACAAAAGAGCCAACAGAUUGUAAGGACAAGUUGGAAGAAGACUAUGGCAUCAAGCUGAAGUAUUCAAAGGCUUGGUCUGGUAUGAUGGCUGCCUUAGAUAAAAUUCAUGGUAAAUAUGAAGAAAGCUUCCAAUUGUUGUUCAAUUGGGCUGCUCAAAUAAAAAUGGUGUCACCUGGUAGCAUUGUAGAGGUAGAAGUAGAAAAAAUUGGUAAGAAAUACAGGUUUAAGAGGAUGUUUGUUGCCCUCAAACCUUGUAUUGAUGGAUUCAUUGCUGGUUGUAGACCAUUUUUGGGAGUAGAUGCAUCUAGUUUGAAUGGUAAAUACAAAGGGCAAUUGGCAUCAGUAACCAGUGUAGAUGGACAUAAUUGGUUGUAUCAUGUAGCAUAUGGUAUUUUUGAUUCAGAAACUGAGGAAAACUGGCAGUGGUUUUUGGCACAGCUGCAUAGAGCAAUUGGGGAUGUACCAAAUCUAGUAAUUUGUUCAGAUGCUUGCAAAGGUCUUGAGAAAGCAGUUGGAGCAGUUUUUCCAACAGCUGAAAACAGGGAGUGCAUGAGGCAUUUGUACCAGAACUUCAUGAAGCACUACUCUGGUGAUGUUUUUACAGACCACCUGUAUCCUGCUGCUAGGAGUUACACUGAUGGGUUGUUCAACUGGCACAUGAAUAAGAUUUAUGAGUUUGCUCCAGAUACUUUGACAUACCUUCAGACUUAUCACAACAGGAAAUGGUACAGAUGUGCUUUCUCAGAACAAAGCAAGUGUGAUUUCUUGACCAAUAAUGUGUCUGAAAGCUUCAAUGCACAGGUGAAGAAGUUCAAAGGUUUAUUGUUACAUGAACUUGUUGAUAGGAUAAGAGAGCUUAUAAUGGAGAAGAGAUAUCUGAGGAAGAAAAUUAGUAGAGAGUGGUCAGAUGGAAUCCUCCCAGGUGUGAUGAAAGACUUGAACUUGCUUAGCCAUAACAUAAAGUUGGUGAAGAUACAACCUUGUGAUGAAUAUGUGGCUGAAGUGACUAUUAGGGAUGACUGGGGGAAUCAGAGGAGGAGGACAGUGGACCUAGAGAACCACAAUUGUGGGUGCAGGGAGUGGCAGGUUACAGGGAAGCCAUGCAAACAUGCUAUACCUUGGAUACUUGCUAUAACAUGUAAAUAAUUGUUUUUUCUUUUUUGCUUGACUUAACCAAACACUUGUGUUUCAAUUGCAGGAAGAGGCCAACUCAAGAUGAUGCUGGACCUUCACAACCCAAGAAAAAGAAAGCUCCUAAGAAGAGUGUUGUUGCCCAGAAGAAAAAGAAGACCCCGGUCAAGAAGAAGUUGAUGAAGGCACAAGCUAACCCACCACCAGUUGUUGCCACCAGCUUGAGGCAGCUGAUUUUCAAUGAGCAGUGAGAUAAUGUGCAACACUAUGUAAUUUGGGCACUUUUGGUAGUGCCACUUUUGGUUUCAUGAGUACUGUAAUGUGCAGCACUAUGUAAUUUGGGCACUCCUAAGUACUGUAAUGUGCCACUCCUAAGUACUGUGAUGUGCUACUACUCCUAAGUACUGUAAUGUGUGGAUGCCAACUUGGUUAUCUAUGAAAUUUGGGUUGAACUCUAUUAUUAUCA
Messenger RNA from Sorghum bicolor (sorghum), 2940 nucleotides. RefSeq lists its product as uncharacterized. Bases 289 to 1332 code for a protein of 347 amino acids. The record is from RefSeq and is a predicted model, not a curated record. Gene Ontology annotation, molecular function: transposase activity; zinc ion binding; DNA binding. NCBI's taxonomy places the organism in Eukaryota, Viridiplantae, Streptophyta, Magnoliopsida, Poales, Poaceae. The transcript has 3 exons. Gene Ontology annotation, biological process: DNA transposition.